This is a messenger RNA of Prosopis cineraria, 2041 nucleotides long. RefSeq names its product polygalacturonase At1g48100-like. Lineage: Eukaryota; Viridiplantae; Streptophyta; Magnoliopsida; Fabales; Fabaceae. Bases 509 to 1870 code for a protein of 453 amino acids. Gene Ontology annotation, molecular function: polygalacturonase activity. The transcript is spliced from 6 exons. Gene Ontology annotation, biological process: carbohydrate metabolic process. The record is from RefSeq and is a predicted model, not a curated record.
AUACAGGGUCAUAUUGGAAUGGCGUGGUCAGAUCAGACCAAUAGAAAAUGACAGAUAUGGGAAGAACAUGGGAGGCUUACGGACUGCCCAGUCCUCUGAUUUCUCGUUAUUUCGUUUUGCUGCUUUUCAGAACAGCCAUAUAUAUGGAGAGUCCACAUUGUAUAUUACAGCAAGGCCAAAGCCUAUAAUGUCUUUGUCGUUUUCCACUCUAAAACCAUUAAAUAUUAGGUGACAUGCAGAGCUUCCACCAUGACUUGUUAUCAUAUAUGGUGAAUCAGCCUUUUUGCAGCUGCAUGCACUUCAAGUUCUCCAGACUCUGUUCAACCUCUGUUUUACUACUUAUAGUGCUCAUAGUGGGCCUUUAGGUCAGUUAUUUUUACUUCCUGCAGCUCAGGGUGCCAUAGCUUGUUCCUUAAUUUGAGAGUCUUCUCCUUUUGUUGUUCACUGCAAUAGAAGUCUCCCUUCUUUUCUAAUUUUGUUCUGGUUUUAAAAUCUCUAGAAUUGGGAAAUGCUUAAAACGGAGAGUUCCCAUAUUUCACUACUGGCAUUCUGUAUAAUCUUUAGCCUACUUUGUUGCACCCAAGCAAGACAUCAUUCCCAUACAAAACACAAACACUCACAUUCUCAUAGAUCAUCUAAUCCUGAGAAGCAGAAAAACCAUAAUGCCACCAGUCAUUUUGAUGUAAGAACAUUUGGGGGCAUUGGGGAUGGAAUAACAGAUGAUACAGAGGCAUUCAAGAUGGCGUGGGACACAGCCUGCCGAAGCAAAUCAGCAGUGAAUGUUGUAUAUGUUCCCCCUGGUAUCUCCUUCUUCAUUCAGUCUACUAUCUUCACAGGCCCUUGCCAAGGUCGCUUGGUUGUAAAGGUUGAUGGGACUGUUAUGCCACCUGAUGGACCUGAAUCUUGGCCUAGGGAUAACAGCAGGCGCCAAUGGCUCGUUUUUUACAGAAUCAAUGGUAUGUCACUUGAAGGAGGAGGCCUAAUAGACGGGAGAGGAGAAAAAUGGUGGAACCUUCCCUGUAAGCCUCACAAGGGACCUCACGGGACAACAUUGCCUGGACCUUGUGAUAGCCCAGUUGCCAUCAGGUUCUUUAUGAGUUCCAAUUUGACUGUGAAAGGACUGAGGAUCAAGAACAGCCCCAAGUUUCAUUUCAGAUUUGAUGGCUGCAUAAAUGUUCAUAUUGAAUCAAUCCACAUAACAGCCCCGGCACUAAGUCCCAACACAGACGGAAUUCACAUCGAAAAUACCGAGGACGUGAGAGUAUACAAUUCUGUGAUUUCUAAUGGCGACGACUGUGUGUCCAUCGGUUCCGGUUGUUAUGAUGUGGAUAUAAAGAACAUCACGUGUGGACCUGGCCACGGGAUAAGCAUUGGAAGUUUGGGGAAUCACAACUCUCGAGCCUGUGUGAGAAACAUUAGGGUGAGGGAAUCAGUGAUAAAAGCGUCAGAUAAUGGGGUUAGAAUAAAGACGUGGCAAGGUGGAUCAGGAUCAGUAUUCCAAGUGACAUUCAGUAACAUCGAGAUGAAGUGUGUGAGGAACCCCAUCAUAAUAGAUCAGUUCUACUGCCUCACUGGGGACUGCGCCAACAAAAGUUCAGCAGUGUUUGUAUCAGAUAUAGUGUACACAGACAUAAAGGGAAGCUAUGAUAUUAGGAGCCCACCUAUGCGUUUUGCCUGUAGUGACUCCGUCCCCUGCACCAAUAUAGCACUCUCAGACAUAGAGCUUCUUCCUGCUCAAGGAGAUAGAGUGCUUGAUCCUUUCUGUUGGAAUGCUUAUGGAGAUUCGCAGACACCCACGAUUCCACCAGUCACUUGCUUGCGUGAUGGUCUUCCUCGGUCCUCGUUAGACAAUGACCUGGAUCGUUGCUGAUCCACCCCAGAAGCCUUUCUAUAAUUGUAAAAUUAAUGCGUGUGCGUACAUAAGUUAUAGGGGAAUGGAUGUUAGGAGUUGGGUUUUAGAUGCUCCUCCCCCAAUUAAUUAAUUGUUAAACUAUGUCUUGUAAUUAAUCAGGUUUGGAAUCGAAGUUUGAACUUGUUCGUA